UGUUUGCCUCAGCGGAUGAAGGGUCCUCUAUGUCAGCACUUUUAGAGGGACAGGAUAUAAAUCUGAUAUCUUAUAUCAGACUGAAUUCAUAACAUGUCAGGAUGCAGAUCAAGCAGCAGUGUCUCUAAAAACGAUCAGUGUAGGAUACUGAAAGACACUAACACUAACAAGUGAGAGGCUUCAUUCCAUGGUGACAACUGGUGACUGUAGGUGGCUCACUGAAAAUGAAGUGGACACUAAUCCUCCUCUUUGGUAGCUCUUUGGCUGUAACUACUUUGGGCUGGACAUAUCAUUAUUCAAAUAAAGCAAUGGACUGGGCCCAGGCCCGACAGUUUUGCCAAGAGAAUUACACAGAUAUGGUGGUCAUCCAAAGCCAGAGAGAGAAUGACCAUCUGGUCUCCCUGCUGCCAAACAGAAUUUCGAGUCCAUAUUAUUGGAUUGGAAUCACCAAAAACCACAAGAAUGAAACCUGGAGAUGGAUUGGGAACAACAGCACAUGGAUUGGGAAUCAGUCAUGGGCAGAAGAUGAGCCCAACAACAACUACAGCAAUGAGUUCUGUGUGGAGAUCUAUGUCAACAAAGGAAAAAAUCGAGGGAAGUGGAAUGAUGAGAAAUGCUCCAAUCCAAAAUAUGCUGUUUGCUAUAAAUCCCAAUGUACUGAAUCAUCAUGUGUCAGAGGAACAUGCCACGAGACCGUAGAAAACACAACCUGCCUCUGUGAACCUGGCUUCAAGGGAGACAGGUGCCAAACAGCCCAAUGUACUGAAUCAUCAUGUGUCAGAGGAACAUGCCACGAGACCAUAGAAAACACAACCUGCCUCUGUGAACCUGGCUUCAAGGGAGACAGGUGCCAAACAGCUGUGCAAUGCCCCCAUCCGUCUGAUCCUCUGAAUGGAGUCUAUAGCUGCAGGGAAGGAAACCAGACAUUUAAUUCAACCUGUCAGUUGAAAUGUCAUCUGUUUGUCCUGGUGAUAGGCUCGUCUGCUAUUACCUGUGGGGCCACCGGGGUCUGGAGUGGACCAAGACCUACCUGUACAAUCUAUAAACAGGCUCUGAUGGCUGUGUCUGGAUGUGGAGCUGUCUCAGCCUUCUGCUGCAUCUGUCUCUGCUGGAUGAAGCACAGAAAAAGAAAGAAACUUACCCAAGUAAGGCAGCCCGAAGAAGUGACGAGUCCAUUCAGUGAGGUGCAAGGAUGAAGGACAACUGGAAGCUCAUUUAUUUCCUAUUAAAACACAUCUAUAAUGACCCAAAUGCAGUUAUUUACAUUUAUUAUAGUAUAUUGUUAAUAGAUAAACCUAUAGUUGACAGCCACAUAUCAGUUAGUUAAGCAUUUUGUCUAAUAUACUGUAUGUUAAAGCUUAAUUUGGAUAUACUGCAUGAAUAGCGUUCAUGUUUGUGAUGGUUUAUCAUCAGGUCAUACAUAUGUAAACUUAAGACAUGCAUUUAAUUACAUUAGAGUUGCAUUUUGGUGGUAUCUUUAAAUUUGUGGUAAAUUUAAUAUAAUAAAAUAAACAUUUUAAAAGUCUGUAUACA
Molecule: messenger RNA, 1533 nt
Organism: Lates calcarifer (barramundi perch)
Lineage: Eukaryota; Metazoa; Chordata; Actinopteri; Centropomidae
Product: L-selectin
Exons: 9
Coding region: 225-1196 (323 amino acids)
Source: RefSeq, a predicted model, not a curated record